This is a messenger RNA of Passer montanus (Eurasian tree sparrow), 2764 nucleotides long. It is a transcript of the gene ADCK2, whose product is annotated as aarF domain containing kinase 2. Bases 1 to 2097 code for a protein of 698 amino acids. Gene Ontology annotation, cellular component: mitochondrion. The record is from RefSeq and is a predicted model, not a curated record. The transcript has 11 exons. Lineage: Eukaryota; Metazoa; Chordata; Aves; Passeriformes; Passeridae.
AUGACGGCGUCCCGUCCCGUCCCGUCCCGUCCCGCCCCGCCGCCGCGCCCGCCCCUCGCUGCGGGCACGGAGCGUCCUGUGCACCCGCCCGGGGGAAGGGGGUGCCCGAGGAAGGCGGCGGGGCUGCGGUGUCCGGGCCAGCAGGGCAAACGGGAGCUGAGGGAAAAGCCGCCGUUCUGCUUGCAGACGGAAAGAUUUCCGGGGAAACGACAUUCAGUGCUGCUACGAUUCAGAACUGAUGGAGGGGUGAAGGUCCCGGAACCAAGCGCGGUCCCGUCCCGUACAGCCCGAUCCCGAGGGGCGCUCCCGGUGCGGAGGGAACAGCUCGGGCACGCGCCUCCCUCACGGCACUCGGCUUCCCGCCAGGCUCUCGCCUCUGGCCCUUUAAGGGGCGGGGCGUCGCCGCGCUCCGGGGCGCUGAUUGCGGCGGAGCGCGGGGCGGAGCGGCCGCCGCGGGGGCUGCUGCGGCGCUUGGGGCUGGUGCUGCGGCUCGGUGUCCGCGCCUGCGGGCUCCUGCUGCGCUUCGGGCCGCUGCUGCUGCUCUACCCGCUGGGCCGCCUGUGGCCCGGCAUGGGCGCCCGCUGGCUGCGGCUGCUGCGCAGGGCGGCCGAGGCCGCCGGCCCCACGUGUGUCAAGCUGGGCCAGUGGGCCAGCACCCGCAGGGACCUCUUCUCGGAGGCCUUCUGUGAUGAGUUUUCCAAGCUGCACGUCGAGGUGAGCCCGCACCCGUGGGGCCACACCGACGAGCUCUUGAGGAAGGCCUUCGGGGAGGACUGGAUGGGCAUCCUCAAGUUCCCGAGCCGGGAGCCGGUGGGCUCGGGCUGCGUUGCCCAGGUGUAUAAAGCCUAUGCUGACCUCGCUGCCAUCGGCGGCUCCCGGGCGAAGGAGCUGGAGCAGCGCUCGGAGCUCAGGUCUGCAUUUGAAGCGUGGGAAGUGUCAGGCUUUAGAGGCCUCCUCGGGUGGCUGAGAAGGAGGAAGAGCAAGGAGAUACGGGAUGAGAGGAGCAGGGAGGAACUGAGUUCUGCAGACUGCUCCCAGGGAAGUUCCGGGAGUAGGAUGUCCCUCAUGGAACAGAGGGCCAAGCCUCCCCCGAGCGCAAAUCCGUCAUCAGCCAGACACCUCGUGCCUGUAGCCAUUAAAGUCCUGCACCCUGGGCUGGUCCACCAAGUCCAGAUGGAUCUGUUUCUCAUGAAGAUGGGCAGCCGCAUCAUUGGGCUUCUCCCUGGGUUCAAGUGGCUCAGUUUGACAGAGAUAGUGGAGGAGUUUGAGAAGCUUAUGAUGCAGCAGAUUGACUUACGCUAUGAAGCCAGAAAUCUGGAGCGCUUCCGACAGAAUUUCCUAGAUGUCGAUUUUGUGAAGUUUCCAACUCCCCUUUGGCCCUUGGUAACGGCAGAUGUUCUAGUGGAAACAUUUGAGGAGAGUGAGCCCAUUUCACGCUACCUGCACGUGGGGAUUGGCACGGAGCUGCGGCAGAGACUGGCCAGGAUGGGCAUGGACAUGCUGCUAAAGAUGAUCUUCAUUGACAACUUUGUCCAUGCCGACCUGCACCCCGGGAACAUCCUAGUUCAAGGCACGGCGCGGCCGGGCAGCACCCGCCCGGACCUGUGUGACAGCCAGGUGCCAGAGCUGUGUGACAGCCAGGUGCCAGCGGUGCAGCCAGCCCCGCGGCAGCUGCGCCUGGUGCUGCUGGACGCAGGGAUCGUGGCGGAGCUGCAGAGCGCCGACAUGCAGAACUUCCGCGCCGUGUUCACAGCUGUGGUCCAGGGACAGGGGGAGAGGGUGGCAGAGCUGAUCCUCCACCACGCCCGUGCCAACCAGUGCCAGGACAUCGAGCGCUUCAAGGCUGAGAUGGCAGAGCUUGUGACCAAGGUCCGGGGGAACACCAUUGCCUUGGGCAAGCUUCAGGUGGGAAAUCUCCUUUCGAGUGUCUUCAAACUAUUGAUGACCCAUAAGGUGAAGCUCGAGAGCAAUUUUGCUUCCAUCAUCUUUGCCAUCAUGGUUCUGGAAGGACUGGGACGUUCACUGGACCCUGAACUGGACAUCCUGGAGGCAGCUAAGCCACUGCUCAUCAAAACUGCAGCUUCUGCCCUCAAAUAGACUCCUGUGGCUGCUGCCCUCUCCCUGUGGGGGGUUACCUGUGCUGCCUGUGAGCUGACACAGAGGAAGCUGCAGGUGAGGAGUCACAGGUACCCCAGGGAUGUGGUGUGCAGUAGUUGCUCUCCACUAAUCCUGCCUUCAGUCAUUUCAGCCAAGCACCAGGCAUGGGAUGAUCAGAAGGUCUAUUCCAGAAAGCAGGAAGAAUUUGCACAAUUGGACAUUUCCCACUCAUUGCACAGUUCCGAGAGCUAACGUGCUCUGGUAUUUUUUAAAAACAUCUUCAGAAAGAUGUUAAUUGAUCAAGUCUGUUUUAAAAUAUAUCAGGUUAAAUAUUUAAUUUACUGACUUACCUGCACUAUGGUAUGAGAAAUUAUGUUCUAGCACCACCUAAGCAACACUUUUUUUUUCAGGCUGAAAAAAGCUGAACAAUAAAUGUGUUUGUCUUUUGUACUUUUAACUUCUACUUUUAUUGUAGAAGUGUCCUAACAUCCUGCAUCUAGUGGUCUGCUCUUACUCAUUCUGGAUGACAAAACCAGACCAUUGAAAUUUUUUUUCAAACUUCUGUACUCUAGUACAUUAUGAUAGGAGUUUGGAUUAUAAACAGCAUAAUAAAAUACUUACCUAGGCAGAAAAACUUAAUUCCAUAAUAAAAAACAACUUCUGGGAA